Eimeria necatrix is the source of this 2412-nucleotide messenger RNA. RefSeq lists its product as hypothetical. Bases 1 to 2412 code for a protein of 803 amino acids. The transcript is spliced from 4 exons. The record is from RefSeq and is a predicted model, not a curated record. Lineage: Eukaryota; Apicomplexa; Conoidasida; Eucoccidiorida; Eimeriidae.
AUGAAGCCUGUGAGCCCACCGAGGCCGCUGGGUCUGGCCGGUCCUAUAGGCACCCCCAUGGGGGUUCCUAACAGCGCCUCAGAAGACGUCCGUGGAUCCCCUAUGGGUAGCGGCGUCCAUACCGAGUCAGCUGUGCAGGAAGAGGCCUAUGGAGAAGCGCCAACACAGACUCUAUGCCCACACUGCAGCAAAGCAAUAACUACGAAAGUCCGAUACAAAAGGUCAUGCUUGGGGGUGGGGUCCUGCCUCGCCUCUUUUUUGUUUCUAGGGUGGGUCGGCAUUUGCCUGGGACCGUUUCUCUGGGUCGCGCUGCGGGAUGCAGUGCACGAAUGCCCUCAGUGUCAGAAUUUGAUUUGUCGGCGGUCUCGCGUCUCCUGUCCAAUCAAGGGCAGGGACCGUGUAUUGACUAUGCGUUGUGGCAGCUGCGCUGUCGUUUUGACUCGUCGUUAUUUGUUUUGUUUUCUGGGGCUGGCUUUCGUCUUCGUGCUUUGCCAGCUCUUCAGGGGAGGCCUCUUCGACAGUGCACUGCAGCAGCUCGCCAAGGGCGAGCCCACGAGUCUUACUUGGGUGGAUUUCGUCGCCAAGUGCGGCCAGCGCUCGCAGCUGGGCAACCCACUGCAUGCGGGGGCGAAUUUCAAGGAGGAUUUUUUUCUUCGCACGGUGCGGUGGGAGGGGUUGGUGAAGCAAGUGCGCGAGGGCUUGUUUUCGGGCUCCCCGUCUUUUCUGUUUCUCGCCAUGAACCCUACACUGUCGACGUCUGUCGGCCGCAAGGGGGAUGCGCCCUCCACAGACGCCUCAGGUGACUCAGACUCCAAUGACGUGAAGCAGCAGCAGAAGGAACAGCCGCACGGCAUCUUCUCCGAGUUAGAGCUUCUAGAGAGAGAAGAGGAAGGUAUGAAGGGAGAUGGAGCGGACUUAGGACUCGCCUUCGACUCCAAGCUAGCGACCGACGUCGCCAAACUCAGCCCAGGAGACAAAGUAGCAUUUGAAGCCACGCUUCAUGAUCUUGGAAGAAGAGGCAAGCCGACCUUGGGUCGUCUAUGGAGCGUAGAAGUGGUGGAACCGUGGGCCUCUCGUGAGCUGCGGCUGAAGAAGGCAGCAGCGGCAGCAGCCGCAGCAGCAGAGACUUUGUCAGAGUCGCUUUUUCCGGACUUGUUGCUUGGUGGCAUGGGGGGCGGCAUGCUGAUGGGUUUCGGAGGCCCCUUUGGAGGCCUACGGCUGCCGUCGCCAGUGCUCGGGCGUGGGGUUGUUGUUAUUCGCUCAACUACUCUAGGGCGAGACGGAAACGUGCUAGAGGAUGAGAUGUGGAAAUCGGGAGACGAUCCAUCAAACGGUUUGCUGGAGCAGCAGCAGCAGCAGCAGCAAGAGGGCCAAGCGCACACGGGCAACGGCUCGGGGGACCCAGGGGUCAUGUCGCUGUUGCACGAGCUCAUAGGGCAACUGCAGCAGCCUCACGAGGGGAAGCAGCAUGGGCAAGGACUAUCAGCAGGAGAAGGCGCCGCCAACGGCGGCCUGUCUCGAGGAAUGAAUGUUUUCGAUUCUGAGGAGACAGAAGAUGAGGACGAUGAGAACAGCUACGGCGAUGCAUUCAACUUGGUGGGGUCGGACUCCACGGAGGAUGCGGACGAUUCAGAUGAUGAAAGCAAUGAAGAACUUACCUACAAACUUCCUCCAAGAAAAGAGCCCUCAGGCGCCCAGGAAGAUGGUACAGAUAAGAUAUCUGGGGAGGCCACCGAGUACGACGUGCAGCAGCAGCAGCCCGCCAAAGAACAGCAGCGGCAGCAGCCCGUCGAACAGCAGCAGCAGCAGCCGAAGAAGCUGCCACAGAACGAGCAGCAACAGAAUUCAACGCAAAAGCCACGAGUGGAACAGAAAAAAGGGUCGACGAAGGCAGCCCAACCCAGGCAGCCCACUACGCAGCAGCAACAGCAUAAGCGACAGCAGCAAAAGCAGGAAGAGCCUCAUCAGCAGGAGCAGCAGAUGCCGGUGCCACCUGGGCAGCAGGAACAGACCCAAAAGCAAACGCAGCCUCCGCCGCCGCCCGCACAGCAGCAACAACAGCAGGCGUCUCCCACACCAGAGCAGUUGCCGCCUAACCAGCAGCAGCAGCAAGUGCCUUUCUAUCCGCCUCCACAGCAGCAAGCCCUUAACUACAUGCAGACGGAGAUACCGUCUGGCCAGCAGCAACAAGUACCUCCAUAUGAACCACAGCAGCAGCAGCAGCCCCCGCAGCAGCAGCAGCCCCCGCAGCAGCAGCAUCCCCAGCAGCAGCAGCAGCCCCAGCAGCAGCAGGAGAUUCCUCCUCACUACCCGGCACAAAAUCAGGAAGUUCCCAGUUACACACAGGAGCAUCCGCCACCGCAGCAGCAGGUGCCUCCCCCCGUGCAACAGGAGGUGCAGCAGCAGCAGUAA